This is a messenger RNA of Platichthys flesus (European flounder), 2250 nucleotides long. RefSeq names its product methyltransferase like 25B (gene mettl25b). The record is from RefSeq and is a predicted model, not a curated record. Gene Ontology annotation, biological process: rRNA modification. Bases 8 to 1735 code for a protein of 575 amino acids. Gene Ontology annotation, molecular function: rRNA (adenine-N6,N6-)-dimethyltransferase activity. The transcript has 8 exons. Lineage: Eukaryota; Metazoa; Chordata; Actinopteri; Pleuronectiformes; Pleuronectidae.
CGUCCUCAUGUUAGCCGAGGCGUCCGCAGCACAAGAUGCGGGGACGUUCACACCGAGUCUGUCCCCGGAUCAGCAGAGAGACAUGGCGGAGAAGAUCACCGCGUUUCUGUCUCAGUACAGACACCUGUCCGACACGUACAGGAUUGAGUUCUUCACUGAGGAUCUCUGGCACACAUUACCCAGCAGCUGGCAGGCCGCGCUGCAGGACCUGUCCUAUCCACAGGUCGCCGACCUUUUACUGGACGUGAAACAUGGAGACAGGAGUUACCCUACCGCGUGGCCCCUGUCGCUGUUGGCUUUCCGUGCCACCGCCCAUGCUCUGGCGUUUCCCAGAGAGUGCAGGCGGGAGCGAGGCGGGCGAGCCGGGUCGGUCAAACCCGAGGAGCGGCAGAAGAACCAGAGUCAGCGCUCGCUGCUGGGCCACAUCUUCAGGAAGCACGUCAAGCCCAAGAAGCAGUAUGAGAUCGACCAGCUGGGCACGCUGGUGAAACAACUGUGUGACCUCACCGACUGCAGCCGAGUGGUGGACGUCGGCUCUGGACAGGGUCAUCUGACUCGUUUCCUCUCCUUUGGACUCGGGUUGUCCGUGACCGCCAUCGAGGCUGAUGGGGCCCUGGUGGCAAUGGCGUCCAGGUUUGAUGAGCAGCUGCUCUUGGCGUUGGCGAAGCAGAAAAAGAAUGUCUUGUCUCAGCUUCCAGCGCCACAGUCCCCUCCCCGCCACGUGGCCGGAUGGGUUAACCCCAAGGAAUCAUGGGAGCUUUUCAUCAAGCAUCUGAGUACAGCAGAGUGUUUCAGUGAAGAUCCUCCGACUCCGUGUGGACCCAGCACAAAGCGAUUUGGGGGAUCGGAGCCACAUCAGGAACGUUCACAUGACUCCACAGACUCUCAGGACUCAGAACUCCAGCCAAUCAAGAAUGAGUCUGGAGAUCAGUCAGGUCCUGGAACCUGCUGCCCAUGCACCCAGCCUGUCUGUCAGGAGGAGCUUGUUCUUGAAGAAGACAGCCUGCCGGAUCAUCCAGACUUCAUCCUGACCGGGCUCCAUGCCUGCGGGGACCUCAGCGCCACCCUCCUCCGCCUCUUCGUCAGCUGCCCGUAUGUUCGUGGCAUCACCUCUGUGGCGUGUUGCUACAUGAAAAUCACCACAGAAGAGAACCACGACCACCCGGGACUGGUUGAACCACCCACUCCACCGACACUGGGACGGGAAUCAGGUCCCUCGGAGCUCGGUUACCCUAUGAGCUCCUGGGUUCGGGGGUUGUCGGGACAUCAGCUGUCCUAUCAGGCGCGAGAGGGGGCGUGUCACGCCACGGAGGACUACGUGCUGAGGCUCCGGGAGGAGGGCGAGCAGCUGAGGAUGCACUGUUACCGGGCGAUGCUGGAGACCUUCAUCAGGGACAAGAGGCCGGAUCUACGUCGAGCAGGAAUCCAGACCAUAAAGAAAGCUCACUUAUUACCAUUUACAGAGUACGCCCAGCUGGGUCUGGCUCGGGUCAGCCUGCCGCCCGAGUUACCUCUGGACCCGGAGCGGGUGGAGACCAUGCUGAAGCAGCAGGGCAGGGUGGUGGUGUACUCCAGCUUGGCGCUGCUGCUGGCUCCGGUGGUGGAGACGCUGGUGCUGCUGGACAGGAUCAUCUACCUGCAGGAGAACGGUGUGGACAGUCAGCUGGUCGCUCUGUUCCACCCAAACUUCUCUCCCAGGAACCUUGUGCUGGUGGCUCGGAAGCACCGUGAAUGACACGGUGGCACUGUCUCAUGUGCCGACACAGUUUUACCGUUCAGCUUCGAAGGAACAUGCUGGAAAUCUGAAGAACUUGAAUGUUGGACACACAAUGGACGUGGACUGUGUUGAAUCCGUGCAGGAACCUUCAGACCGUCCUGUGGUUUAAUUCACAUCACGUCAGACUGGUCGUCAUGUUUUCUCCUCCACAGAACAGAAGCAGGUGUGUGAUGGGAUCUUGUGGCAUGCUUUAGUUUGUGCCUCUAUGAAUAUUUAACUUAUUGUAUUUUUUUAUUCCAUUACCGUCGUUCUUUAAAGCCGUGCUGCAGAUCCUGUUCUUUGCUUUUUUGGACGUGGACCACAAAGCAAUUAACAAAACCUGUGUUUUAAUUUUCAGGCACAGCAGCAUGACAACUGUGUGUAAAUGAAAAACAGAUGAAAGUCUUUCAGGUUUUCUUUGUUUCAGUUUGUGGUGAAAACAGUUGGAGAUUAAACUGUUGUGUUUACGAAUGUGAAUAAAAGUCCAGUUUUCU